Helicoverpa zea (corn earworm) is the source of this 7401-nucleotide messenger RNA. It is a transcript of the gene Cirl, whose product is annotated as latrophilin Cirl. The transcript has 25 exons. Gene Ontology annotation, biological process: adenylate cyclase-activating G protein-coupled receptor signaling pathway; cell surface receptor signaling pathway. The record is from RefSeq and is a predicted model, not a curated record. Gene Ontology annotation, cellular component: membrane. Lineage: Eukaryota; Metazoa; Arthropoda; Insecta; Lepidoptera; Noctuidae. Gene Ontology annotation, molecular function: carbohydrate binding; G protein-coupled receptor activity. Bases 456 to 5051 code for a protein of 1531 amino acids.
CACCCCUCCCCGCGACCCCGCGUCCCCAGCAAAACCAGUUCAGUUCGUGCCCGGCUGCCGUGCGCGUCGGUUAUCUCGCGGAGAGAGUGUAUUCGCCGCGCUGUGUUACGAAAAAACAUCUUUUGUACCAUAACCAAACCAGUGCUGUGGAUUCCUAUUAUUGUAGUGCUCGUGUGAGAUUGUGCCAUUUCAUAUUGUGAUGUUGCCUGUUGGAGAUGUUAUAGUGAAGGAUUUCUCUUGAAAACUGUGGAACGGGUUCCGCCUGCCGCCGCCGGACGCCUUUUCUCCGAUCUCGGGAUAUCAUUAAGCGGCCGGGGGAGCGAGACGGGCUGUGUGUGCGUCCCGUUUGCGUCUUGUGGUUUUUGCUGCGCAUGAAAAGAUGCAAACCCAAGAUGAACCCGGAAUUUGACCACAAUCAACAACAAUUACUGUGAAAACAACCAACCACACCAACCAUGUUUGAUCAUCCAAACCUGGACCCGAUACCAGAACCCUCUGGAAACCCGAUCACUACAAAAAAGAAGAGUCUACAAGACCUCAAAUAUCUUCUAGAAGACAGAGGAUAUAAAAGAAGAGGGUUAAAAGGGAGGAUUAGCAGUAAUAGUUAUGACAAUAAUAGGAAAAGAAUUAGUGUAGUGAGUGAAAGUUUACGUGGUUGGUGCUUUAGUAGGAUUAAAACUAUCAUUUUGUUAAUAGUGUUUGUGGUUGUUGAUAAUGUACACGCCAGGAGUUCAGAACCAAGGUACGAGACAGCAUAUGCCUGCGAAGGCAAGACCUUGAAGAUCGGCUGCAGAGAAGGCUCGGUCAUUCACCUCAUCAGAGCUAACUACGGAAGGUUCUCCAUCACGAUAUGCAAUGACCAUGGCAACACUGACUGGAGUGUCAACUGUAUGUCUACUAAGAGUUUGCGGGUUUUACAUAGCAGAUGUAGUAUGCACCAAAACUGCAGUAUACUAGCCAGCACGAAUAUGUUUGGUGACCCGUGCCCAAACACCCUCAAAUAUCUUGAAGCCCACUACCAAUGCGUACCAGCCUCAACAACCAGCACAACAAACCGGCCAUCGCCCCCAUGGCUCAUCACGUCGCAGCCGACAGUCUGGCGGUCUACCCAGCCGCCUAUCCCCAAGAGUCCAGUCCAAACGCAGCAGAACGAGAGGAAGAAGCCCACUGUCAUCACACCUCCGACCUUCAGGCCACAUAUCACGCUACCCCCCGAGGUGAAGCUUGGUGAUGUCGCUUCUAAGAAGACCACGACGAGGCAGCCGGACUCCUCAUCCGAAAGGGAACCUCCGCAGAGUUCCAGAGAGAACAUUCCAGAAGCUAAAGAAGAACCGAAAGUUGUUGAACCUGACCAUAGCCAGAAGAACGAUAAGGCUGCUAAAGAAGAUGAACCAGCUGUGACAGAAGGCACGAUGGAGUGGCCAGCUAAAGAUGAAGACUCGGAGCCGACACCAGCGGUGCACCCGCCUCCGAAGGACAGCAGACCAGGCACCGAUAUCUUGGACGAAUUUGAAAGAACUUUUUCAACGAUAGCAACCCCCAACAUCGGUCGGCGAGUGUUCUGCCCGCAAGUCAGCGCGCGAGGGUUGAACUGGAACUGGACUAUGGCGGGCACGUAUGCUGUCCAGCCGUGUCCGGGCGGAGCUACGGGGUUAGCUAGGUGGAAAUGCACGCUAACUCCUCACCAGUUCACCGAGGAGGAGCGUCCCCGACGCCGCGGCACCGGUCUACCUUCAGGCGAGAACUUUCACGACCUUGGCCUGGAUCAGCCCAGUGAUCGACAGAUGGAACUCCUCAGGAGACUUGGCUCUGAAGCGCUGUUGAAAGGUCGUGACGGUGACUCUCCCGAACAUAUCAAAGACUACAGAGGAAACACUGGUCUAGUUGAAACAGCUGGCAACAUCGCCCAAGUGGCCAAUGACUUGAUAUACACUGAUGCAAUACCAGAAUGGCACGGCGCGACUCCUGAUCUGAGUGAGUGUCGCUCCGUAUGGCUGAACAGCCUCGAGGCUCGAGUGAGGGAGGGAGAAUCACUGUUGAGCAUCAGCAAUGAUUUGGCACAGGUCACAUCAUCAAAGACAUUAUACGGGGGUGAUAUGAUGACCACCACCAGUAUUAUGAAGAAGCUAGCUCAACGAAUGUCACAGAACGUACAAACCUUCCCCGACCCGAGACAAAGAGAGGCCAUAGUCACUGAUAUGCUGCUUGGAGUUAUCAAAACUGGGUCCAAUCUCCUGGAAGAAGCGCAGAGGUCUUCGUGGGCAGACCUCAGUUCUGAAGCCCAGAGCAGGGCUGCCAGUGCUCUGUUGACACAACUUGAAGAAAACGCGUUUUUAUUAGCUGAUGCUGUUACUAAAGAGAAAACUAUACUGCAGAUUGUGAAGAAUAUUUGUCUAUCAGUGAGGGUUUUGGAAGUAAAGAAUGUGGAAGACGAGACGUUUCCGUCACCCAUCGCGCAGGAGCAGUGGAAAGGCUCUGAGGACACCAUCACCAUACCCAAAGCUGCUUUACUUGACAACCGUCAGAACGAUUUAGUGCGUAUCGUCUUCUUCGCCUUCGACCGGUUAGAACAGAUCUUACCUCCGACCUUCGGCAAGACUCCUCGUUUCCUCUCCAGCUUUCAAGCUGACAGCGGUACUUCUUCAUCCACCAGCAUCAACUCUGAAAAGGAGAAGAGGAAUGUUACUCGAGUACUGAAUUCCAAGGUGAUAUCAGCAAGCUUAGGCAAUGGACGCCACAUCCAACUCUCUCAGAUGGUGCAGAUCACGAUGAAACAUAUCAAGGUUGAGAACGUCACCAAUCCCGCUUGUGUCUUCUGGGAUUAUACGUUACACGGCUGGUCUCCCGAAGGUUGCCAAGUGGAAUGGUCUAACGCGACCCACACAGGCUGUUCGUGCUCCCAUCUCACAAACUUCGCGAUCCUCAUGGAUGUCCACGGCGUGCCUCUCAGUGCUGCGCACGAGUUGGCUUUGCAGACCCUCACGUACAUCGGCUGUGGGAUAUCUACUGUGGCGCUGGCAGCGGCCAUUAUUGUGUUUACUUGCUUCAGGAAUGGGAAGCAGUCAGACCGCGCACUAAUCCACAAGAACCUCUGCGCCUGUCUCCUCGUGGCUGAGGUGGUGUUCCUGGCUGGCAUCGAUAAGACAGACAACAGGAUCUUCUGUGGAGUCGUCGCUGGGUUGCUGCAUUACUUCUUCCUGGCUGCUUUUGCGUGGAUGUUCCUUGAAGGUUUCCACCUCUACGCGAUGCUAGUGGAAGUCUUCGAACCAGAACACCCUCGAGCCCGCUGGUACUGCACCUGCGCCUACCUGGUGCCGGCGCUGAUAGUCCUGGUGUCUGCUGCUGUCUACCCUGGGGGGUAUGGCACUGACCGGCAUUGCUGGCUCACCACUGAUCGGUGGUUCAUGAUGAGCUUUGUUGGACCUGUCAUUUUGGUGCUGGUGGCAAAUUGGAUAUGCCUGAUUAUGGUAAUCUACAUGAUGUGCACGCAUUCUACCGUCUCCCUGAAGGCUAAGGACGACGCUAAACUAUAUAAGAUGAAGGUAUGGCUGAAGAGCUCGCUAGUACUGGCCUUCCUACUCGGCUUGACCUGGACCUUCGGGCUGUUGUACUUGAGCGAGCAGACGGUAGCCAUGGCAUAUGCCUUCACGAUCCUCAACUCGCUGCAGGGUCUUGUCAUCUUCAUCUUCCACUGUUUGCAGAAUGAUAAGUUCCGCAACGAAUGCGCCCGCAUCGGCCGUCGUCACCGCUGGCUGUCCUGCUGCCUCCACUUCACGGGCCAACCCUCAGAGACUCUUCAGCAUAACAACGGUCCCACAGCCUCCUCCUCCAACCAUAUGGACACCCGCCAGGGUUCCGUCAAGAGUAGGAGGUACCAUCAGAGCGCGGCUGAUGUCGAUGAUGUGGUCGACCCUAGGGAUGUGACGAGUUACAACUUGCAACCUGAGGCUGCGCGGUGGAAUAUUCGUCCCACGGCCCCGAUAUACGUACCAAGUGAGGACGCGAGAUCGAUGCGAGUGCCUACUCCUCAGAAUAUUCCUCAUUCUACGUCUCACACUCAGAGUAUAGCUUCAAUGCAUAGCUAUAGGAACAAUAUCGAAGUUCCCAAUGAGUACCAGAACUUGAGAUCUCGGUCGCCAUCUUGUUUUUCGAACAAAAUGGCGGCGUCGAUUGGCGCGAACGAAUGGGCGGUGAUGGCGAAUUCUGCUAACGUAUGGAAGAACACUUCUUCUAAGCAUCACCCAGUGAACUCGUCGACGCUCCCUCAUCACGACACGCUGUCGCGUCAGCUCGCGCAGCAGAACCACAUGCACAGCCCCUACGAGUGCGACGCCUCCCUCGCGCCCCCCUCCCCGCGACACAAGGACGAGGAGAGCCCCCUCCACCAUCCCCAGGGGUACAACACCACUCGCAGCUACAACCACGAUUUCAGGAACCCCCACGUCUACAUGUCCCAGCACUCGCCCGGCAGCCAGGAAAUGAUCUUCCGAAAACACUACAAAGACGACCGCAGGAAACAUCAUCAUCAUCACGGCAGCCAGAACAUCAACCACACUUACUCCGAAAUCGCGAACCAGCAAGGCAGGAUGUAUAGACGAGGAUCCGAACAAGAGUUCCGCGUCAUCCAAGACGAUCCCGUCUAUGAGGAAAUCGAAAGGAACGAGACUCUCAUGUCCGAUAUGUCGGACGACAACUCAGGUCCGGACAACUGCCGCCAGAAUCCUGGACACCACGGCUCUUCAAGCUCAAAGUUUUUUGGGGAUCACCGCCCACUUAUUUCGUACAGCCCCGGGGAACGGCACCACCAUGAGCAAGAGCAUUACGGGAAGUAUGGGAAGUGGGAUACCCUGGAGCGUUACGACCAGAGACACUACGAGAGCGGCCGGCUGAUGCACCCGUACCACCCGCCGCAGGAGAGCAACAUGCGAGCCCUGGCCGCAGUCCUCAACGGGGAGAACAACGUGGUGUGCCACCUGGAGCCGCACAACUCCUACGACGUGUACCAGCCGCAGAGUGCCAACCCCAGGACUGUCUCCCAGCCCAGUUUCUAAACAGUGCAAUUGAACAUGUGAUUAGACUGUGAACGUUCGUCUUAGCGACUUCGCGUGUGUACAGAAAUUUAGAACGGAAAAUUUUUCUAUGGACGUAAACUUAGAAGUCUUUGCAACACUUAAGAUUUAUUUAGAAAAACUUGCCAUAACGUGGACAUUAAUAUUUAUAGUAUAGUGACUUAAAUUUAAAUCACUUUUUUCACUGUGAUCCUAUUUAAAUAUAAUGGCUCAAGAUUCUAUAUCGCGACCAGGUACUUUGCGAAUUGGAUAGUAAUUUUGUAUAUAUGGUUAGCGUUUAGUACUAGAUAUUUAGUACUUCCAGUGUGACCUUACUAUCGUUACUACUUGGGUUACAAUCAUGGCAUUCUGUCGCAUUACAUGUUUUCUUACUGUAGGAAUGAUAUCUGUGAUGUCUCACUUCGUCGUUGUGUUUAGCGGGGUGACUCUAGGAACCGCCUCCUAGCACUAGGGGCGACUUUAGGUGUUUAUGACUCUAGGCAAUGCAACCAUGACAAACUAACGUAUGACAUAAUGUUUUAUACUUUAAUUAAAAUUAUCAAUACUCUUGUUUUCAAUGCAAUCACAAAAUGACAAUGCAAUUUGAAACCCGGUGUAAUCUUUUUAAAGCACAUAAUUUUAAAGUGCACAAACGUAGAAAAUAUAAAAUUGAAAUAUUUUUGAUUUCAUUAAACACAACGACGAAUUGUUAUCUUUAGUUUAAGUUCGCUUUUAGCCAUUAUUGUAUCACUGCCAUAAUAGUACCGUUUCGUAUGCUUUUAUACAAAUUUAAAGCUUAACUGUAACAAUAUACGGUUGAUUUUAAUUUGAAAUAUCAGUACAUGUGGGUAUUUUAAACACUCCUUCAAAAAUUACACUGUAGUUACUUUUGAAGACUGGUAUAGGUACUUUUUCUUAUGGUUAUCUUAAUGAUUUUAUAUAACCAAUUUUAUCUUUCUAAAUAUAUUUAUAAAAUGUAUCCUACCAGCACAAACACGUGAACAUUCCUACUAGUUAUUUUAAGAUCCUAAUACUUACUCAAUAAAACAAAUCAAUUUUGCACAAAAGACAAACUUUUACCACUGCCAAAAGGAGUAUUUAAAAUACCUUCAUAAGGAUUAGCACACAUUAUAUCGAGCUGCAUAAAGUAACUGAACAGUCCCAAACUUAUAGUUACUAGUAUCAAGAUAUUUACUUAUAACUUAAUUACUAAUAUUCGUGGUAACUUAAGCUACUUUAUGAACUAAACACAAGUUGCUGAACAAAGUCACAAAUUUUGGUAACAAACAAGGUCACUUAUAUUUUUGUUUCUUGUGUUAUAGAAGGCUCAAAGUGACUUGAUACUUGAGUGAUUUAAAAGAUCAUCAGGCAAAAUGUUUGCAUAACUUUUCGGGCGCCUGAUUAUUCUUUUAUGUAUGAAUACAGAACACUGUUUUUUAUUAGUUGGUACUACGUAACUCUAUGUAGCCCGAAAUAAUGUGUGCAUCCCACAGCAGCUUCGUAAAAAACUAUAAUUUGUCAAUAUUUCAAAAAAUCCAUCCAUCCAAACCUAUUAUAGACUGACACCAUUUGAUGUUGUGCACUUUCUGUACAUUAGAACUUAGCGUAAAUAACUCGUUUAAUAAAAUAAAUGAUAAAAAAAAUGACAAAAAAUAUUAUUUCUACGUAAUGUAGAUUUUUAAUGCCAUGGAUAUACCUGUUACUUUAUUAGGUAGGCUCGUUGUAUUUGACGUUCUAAGUUAAAUAUUGAUCUAAUUUUAAAGAAUAUCAUUUUAAUAGUUUGUAACAAAGCAGAACUCUCAAUCGGUUUCGCAACUACUUUUUAACCUUAGAUUAACUGUUGUAACAUUUAACUGUAGAAACGUCAAAUAAAGCUGUCAGCCUCUUAUGAUAAGGAAUUGUUUCAUUAGAAUUGAUAAAAGUACAAUAAUAACUGCAUUGAUUUCCAUGUAUAUUUUAAAUGUAAAGCAAUAUAUAUUAGACUGAAGUAUUUGAUAAAUUUUCAGCCAUUUUUUACUAUAAUACAAUUAAUUUAUAAACAUUUAUACAUGUAGGCGAAAAUUUAUAAAAUACUUUUUUGAAAUGGGAAAAUAAAUGAUAAAAAUUUUCUUGGGGAAUGAUUAUUUUUUCUAAUUGGGUAUACUAGUCCAUCUAUUUUUCCCAUUCGUCUGAACUAAUGUAAGUGUACAUUUCUCAUGUAUUUCUGUUAUAUAUUAUUAUUAUUUUUGUUUUUGUAAUGUAUUUUAAAAACGUUAACGUCAUAAAUGUAAAGUAGAAAAAAGGAAAAAUGUGUAAAUAAAUUAAAAUUUAUAAAAAUAAAGAGUGGCCGUUCUGUGAGGACGGCGCAUAUGAA